GGCGAGGUGCUCAAUGGUCGCGUCUGGGGGGCGGGCAUGCAAAUCGGGGCUGUGUGAUUGCAGGGCGACGCAGGGGAUUCUCCGCCUCUUCGCCGAGAAAAGGGAGCGAUUUAGGGGCUGCAUCCGCGCUGGGCAGCUCAGGGUCGGCGAAGCAGGCUGAGAUUGAGUCGGUGCAGCGGCCAGUGAGCUGGGAUGUGAGUUCCCAGUCCGCCUAUGACACGCAGUGUUCCGAUUUCGUUCUCAAGAGCAGCUGCUACAUGUUCGCUUCGUCUCAGCGUUACCCGAGUUGCGUUAGAUCCUAACCGCUGAAGUCCCGAAAGCGGUCCCGCUCAGUGUGCGGAGCCCAACUCUUCAUCCUCCCCAGUUCCAUGAUCGCGGUAUGACUUGUUGUGAUUUGAUAGUUUGAUGGGGCUGUUACGGAUUAUGAUGCCGCCCAAGUUUCAGCUCCUGGCGGUCCUGGCGUUUGGGGUGGCUAUGCUCUUCCUGGAGAACCAGAUCCAGAAGCUGGAGGAGUCCCGGGGCAAGCUAGGAAACAGGUUGACCUUCCGGGGGCCAAGGCCAGAGCCAGAGAGGGCCAUUGCGAGGCACGAGGUCCGAGAGAUCGAGCAGCGCCACACGAUGGACGGCGCGAGAGACGCUCCGCUGGAGGAGAGUGAGGACGUGGUCAUCAUCUACAACCGGGUCCCCAAAACCGCCAGCACGUCCUUCACCAACAUCGCCUACGACUUGUGCGGCAAAAACAAGUAUCACGUCCUGCACAUUAACACCACCAAGAACAACCCCGUCAUGUCUCUGCAGGACCAGGUCCGCUUCGUCAAGAACGUGACGUCCUGGAGGGAGAUGAAGCCGGGGUUCUAUCAUGGGCAUGUGGCCUUCCUGGACUUCACCAAGUUUGGGGUGAAGAGGAAGCCGAUCUACAUCAACGUUGUGCGCGACCCCAUCGAGCGCUUGGUCUCCUACUAUUACUUCCUGCGGUUCGGCGACGACUACCGGCCCGGCCUGCGCCGGAGGAAGCAGGGAGACAAGAAGACCUUCGACGAGUGCGUGGCCGCUGGGGGCUCAGACUGCGCUGCGGAGAAACUCUGGCUUCAGAUUCCCUUCUUCUGCGGACACUACUCCGAGUGUUGGAACGUGGGCAGCAGGUGGGCGCUGGAGCAGGCCAAGUACAACCUGGUGAACGAGUACCUGCUGGUGGGCGUGACGGAGGAGCUGGAGGACUUCAUCAUGAUGCUGGAGGCGGCUCUGCCUCGUUUCUUCAGGGGCGCCACGGAGCUGUACCGCACAGGAAAGAAGUCCCACCUGCGAAAGACCAGCGAGAAGAAGCCACCGACCAAGGAGUCCAUAGCCAAGCUGCAGCAGUCGGACAUCUGGAAGAUGGAGAACGAGUUUUACGAGUUUGCGCUGGAGCAGUUCCAGUUCGUCCGUGCGCACGCCGUGCGGGAGAAGGACGGCGAGCUCUACCUCUUGGCCCAGAACUUCUUCUACGAGAAGAUCUACCCCAAAAUGAACUGAGAGCCCGGGGACGGGCUCCACCAGCGUGAGAGACGAUCGGACCUGCAGCUGCGGCCUCUUCCUCCCGUCACGGGCGCUGGGCGAGAAGGGGGGCUUCGCAGGCGACAGCGCCUUGUGCUCACAGGGAUCUCACGGUGCAGCGAGUCCUGGAGACCGUGCCAAAACUUUGUGUGCGCCACCGGCUCGAGACUCUCCCGUCGGGGGCGACUGACUGAAUAAGCCUCGGGGGGCCCCUCUUUGUUCCGGGGGACAGAGCCCCAGCGUCUGCCUCCCACUCCCUCGCCCUGGACGGGCGCUGCGGCCAGCGGCCCUACGAGGCGCGCUGGCGAGACCCGUUCUCAUGGACUUCCAGUACCGACUCUUUUUUUAAUCUUUUGGUAAGGGUGUCUUCUUCCGUGAGCGUUGUCGUCGCCCGGGACGGCGAGGAGUUCGCCGGCCUGUCCCAGCGCCGGGGCGCGCCCUGCCGAUCGGACCGCCACUCUCCGGACUCUUCGCAAGUGCCGCAGGCCGACAGCGCACAGCCAGCUGCUCAAGGCCUGCGGCGUGUGAAGUGGACUUGCCUCGUUUUACAAACAGUUGUGGUAUUGUACAUUUAUGGGAUUUUUUUUUUUUUGCAUCUUGUAUACUUUUACCUGUAGAAGUAUUUUUGCUAGGGUGCUUUGUAAAGUGUUUACAAGCGUUGUAAUUAAAAGUGAAAAAAGAAAAUUUAAUCAACCGCUGUACAUAUGGCGUAUUUUAUGUAUUUGGACCAAAAGAUGAUAAAGACUGAAAAUAAGGACUGGUUUCAGUUCUGAGAUUCAGCAGUUUUGUUCUGUGUGGUACAUAUUAGGAACAUCACACCUGCCAACUUGUCAUAUUUCUGCUGACAUGCAAGCACAGGGUCUCCUGAGGCUUUUCCGCAAUCAGAUCUGUCCUGGGACCGGGUUCUUGAUCAGUUCUUCCACGCGGACCCAACACGGAAAUCAUUAAAGCUUUUUCUGUUCUUCUCAUCUGGAAAUACCACUGGAUUUUAUUUUACAUAAACCAACCACUCAGAGCCGAGACAGGAGUUUUUUCGGUAUUGUUGGUGUUGGUGAGCACAUGGCUGUCACCUCUCUUCAUUGUGCAGACACCAGUCCUGGCCUCAGUCUAGGUUUUCUGUUGGCACUAUGAGACUCCUUCCUUGCUGAGUACUUUAACUUUUGUUGUUUUGUUGUUUUUAAGGGGAAGGGUUUUUUUUUCUGGUAAAUGAUCCUUGAAAUGGUCCAGUUUUUCAAAGAGAGGUGCUGCUACUGUAGUGUCCCUCAGAGUGGAGCUUUUCUGCAUCUUACAGAAGCCGUCUUGUGAGGUCACUCGUGGGAGGUCACUCGUGUGGGAGCUGUGUGGUCUCUUGUGGCUUGAGGAGUCUCUGCACAGACUGACUUUCACUCCAGCCUUUUCUUUUUCAACAGCUUUAACAAUGUAGGUGUUAUUGUCUUUGGAGUCCUUGGCAGAGGCAGGAAGAUGUUGAAACUACUGCUCAGUUAUGAAAUAUCAGCUAACAGAUCUGGACUAUUUCAGGUGUAUUAUCAUUGAUCUCGCAACGUGUCAGUUUUGUUUAGUGCUGGAGAAAUGGCCUAUCUGUGUUUGUCUGUUGUGAUGCCUCGGUGAAACGAGUCCCAGUUCUGGUUGUCCGCUCUUCGUUUUCCACACAGCGUCUUACAGAAGUGUUGUGCAGAUCCUGCUGCCUCUCCCACUUGGGACUGUAAAGGCUGCAAAGCAGAGAAAGUCUUUUGUUUUAGUGCUGCAGGUGAAGCAGGAAACAGGCUCUGGUGUUGCAUUGCGUUGUCCUGCUUGUGUGGGGCACCGUUCCCAGCAGCACCCUGGACCCCGGCAGUGGGAGACGCCUUCAGGGUGUGUCUGGGUAGCCCACUCAGAGGGGUGAGCAAGGCGCGGCCCUGGCCAGGGUUCAGCAGCUGGUGUCGCUGCCCCUUGCAGCCAGAAACUAAACAGAAUGUUUCCAGUACGUUCAUGGAGGAGAAGAUUUCUUUGUAUCUGCCUGUGCUGGCAUAUUUUGUCAGUCAAACGCAGUUUUCCCAUGUUCCCACAGUGUUUUUAACCCUGCAGUUUCUACGCAGAGAGCCCCAGUGUACUUGGAAGGCGCUCAGGUGCGUCUAAACUGAACUUUUAGAGAGCUCUGAAACUGACCUCCUGGUGUCCCAGCCUAAUUGUGUCAGUGUGAAGUGUUAUUGCUGGGUUGUGCUCUUGAGAUGCUACAAACUUGAUUAGUGCCUUCAUCGUGCAUGAGGAUUCAGAACCACUUGUCACAUUUUGCUGCAAUGUAUUUGGAAUCCUCCCAAGUCUGUUUACUAUUAUGAUUUUACUUGCUUUCAUUUCUUUGUGGUUUUAAUCUGCUGAACUGCCAGCUCUCCAUUUUGUAGGUUUGUUUUCUUUUUAAUUUGUUGUUUAAAAUUGAUUAAAACAUUUCAAAUAAAUACCAAACUUAAACGUC
Messenger RNA from Lepisosteus oculatus (spotted gar), 3982 nucleotides. RefSeq names its product heparan sulfate 2-O-sulfotransferase 1a (gene hs2st1a). Gene Ontology annotation, cellular component: membrane. The record is from RefSeq and is a predicted model, not a curated record. Gene Ontology annotation, molecular function: heparan sulfate 2-sulfotransferase activity. NCBI's taxonomy places the organism in Eukaryota, Metazoa, Chordata, Actinopteri, Semionotiformes, Lepisosteidae.